UUAAUGGCUGGAGUUGAACGGAGUUUUGGGCAUGAUGGAAUUUUGAUGGAAAAAAGUGAAUUCCUGCGAUAUUUAUGAUCUUCUUUUUUAUAAACUGAUUGGUAAUUCUUUGGUGGAAAAACAGAGAUUCGUCAGUGUGAUAUAUAUAUAGAUAAUGUCUGUGUCCAAAGAGCGUAGCGUUUUGAACUCGUUCGCUGGUCUGGGUUUGUGCAGCCUGCGCUCAGCUGCUGCUCAGCGUGAAUGGACUGAUUUAGUCACCGGUUACUUCGUUUCUGAGGGGGCGGUACCUUCAUCAGAGUCCGAAAAUGAAGACAGUGACUGUGAAAGUUUGUUUAGUGACCCGACAAAGCCUGUGUGGAGUGGGCUAAAAGGUGAACAUGUAGUAAAUACUGACGUUGCACAGCCCAGUCACAGUGUAGGGAUAGAUAUAGAAGUAGAAUUGCAUCAUGAUGAUGAUGAUGAUGGGGAUGAGGAUGACGAUGAGGUGCUGCAUCCUCUUACAGACUUAAAUAAGGUUGAUAGAGUUUUAGAGCACAGCCAAGCAGUACGCUUUGUAAGUGGCAGUGAAGACAAUGAGAGUGAAUUUAAAAAAGAUCCGUGACUUCGUGUGCAAAGGCUGCAGACUUUACAAUGGAGGGUCGUGUAUUCGUUCGUUUGAGGAAGAAUUCAUCCUGGGUCUUCGCGUCAACAUGUCGUCACUUUCCGACUUUGAAAAGGAUCUUAUUCUUCUCGGAAAAAUAAGCUGCCACUUCCAGAACACAAAGUUGACCCAGUCGACGAAACAGAAAACUAAGACAGAACGUCAGCAUCAGAGGACGGAGCACUACGUUAAUGGAACUCGUGUUUGUCGGGAAGCUUUUAAAUUUCUUCACUGUAUCAGCCAAAACAAACUCACAGCACUUCUCAAGCAUUACAAGGAAUUUGGCUUGACUCCACGAGUAAAGAAGUCUGGAGGUCGUCGGCGGGCAGAAAAGAGGCUUCUCACUCAUGAGGACAUCUGUCUGCCACAAAGACCUCCUGAUGUAAAUCCUCCUGGUCUGGAUGCAGAACAGCAGGAUUACCUGUUCGAAAACAUUUGUGAACAUACGAAGGAUAUUUCUUGCCCAAAGCCGGCUACAGCAGCAGAGAGAAGAGACACCACUGACAUGACUGACAACACCAAUCAGGCACCUGCUGCGCAGCCAAAGAAAAGGGAGAGGAACUCCAGUCUGGACCAGCAGGAUGCAGAACUUCCUCAGAUUAAAGAGGAAGAAGUCUGCAGCAGUCAGGACGGAGAGCAGCUUGUAGUGAAGCAGGAGACUGAUGACAUCAUCGUCUGCACCGGGGAAGAGAGGCUCAAACUGCUGGAUAACACCUGGAAACCGGAAAUAAACUUACGCAGUGUAGACCUCCCACAACAACAUGACUGUAAGGAGGAGGUUUUUACAGGCCAGCAGGUCUGCAACCAGGAGAGGAACUCAAGUAUGAACCAGGAGGAUCCAGAACCUCCACAGAUUAAAGAGGAACAGGAGGAACCCAGCACCGGUCAUAUACUGAAGCAGAAAAUUGAUACCUUUAUGGUGACUCCUGCUUAUAAGGAACAGGAAAGCAGUGGAUCAGAACCAAACAGGGAGCAGCUCCUUUCUCCAAAAUCAGAGAGCCAAGAUCAGGAAGACUGCAAGCAUGUGGACUCAGAUCAUCUCACGAUGGGUAAAAGCAGUGAGCUCUCCCAAGACCUUCGCAACCUUAUUGUUGCAAAACAUACUGAUGGCAUUGGUUACAGAAGAAUUUCUAAACUACUGAAGGUUCCAGUGAGCACUGUCGGGGCCAUAAUCCGGAAGUGGAAAGAACAUCAUUUCACCGUAAACCGGCCACGAACAGGUGCUCCCCGCAAAAUUUCAGACAGAGGAGUGCAAAGAAUCAUCAGAAGAGUUGUCCAAGAGCCGAGGAUCACCUGUGGAGAGCUGCAGAAAGACCUGGAAUCAGUAGGUACAAUUGUUUCAAAGAAAACAAUAAUUAAUGCACUGAACCGCUAUGGUAAGACAAUGAUCCCAAACACACAGCCAAGGACACUGUCAGUUGGUUUCAGAGAAAGAAAGUAAAUCUGCUAGAAUGGCCCAGCCAAUCACCUGACCUCAAUCCAAAUGGAAAUCUAUGGAAGAAGUUCAGAGCUCAUAGAAGGAGCCCACGGAGCCUUCAGAAGUGUUUGUGUGGAAGAAUGGGCCAAAAUCACACCUGAGCAACGCAUGUAACUAGUUUUUCAUCAC
This is a messenger RNA of Archocentrus centrarchus (flier cichlid), 2246 nucleotides long. RefSeq lists its product as uncharacterized. The transcript has 4 exons. The record is from RefSeq and is a predicted model, not a curated record. NCBI's taxonomy places the organism in Eukaryota, Metazoa, Chordata, Actinopteri, Cichliformes, Cichlidae. Bases 573 to 2081 code for a protein of 502 amino acids.